AUAGAACACAAUUUUACUUUCCUAAGUGUGGAUCCCAGUCUCCACCUACCUCGAAACAAGUUGGUAAAGUAGCAGGUCUAUGUCAUGAAAUUAUUCAUCCCAAAAACUUAAAUUGAUAGAAGAAGGUAACACUAAUGGUAUGUAUGUAUCUAUGCACUCUCAUCUUCUUCACUCUGAAACAGCGUUGACUUGGUUGAAGAGAGAGAGAGAGAGAGAGUUCAGAUAAUUAAUGGCAGAUGGUGUCGUUUCCUUCCUGAUUCAGAACUUGUCACAGCUGCUUGUUGAUGAAGCCAAGCUGCUGUCUGGUGUGGAGGGAAAAGUCAAGUCCCUCAUCAGCGAGCUCAAGUUCAUAGACAUCUUCCUCAAGAGUUCAGAGGGGAAGCGCAACAACAACAUAGUCAAGGAAGUUGUGAACCAGAUCAGAGAUGUUGCCUAUGAAGCUGAAGAUGUUGUUGACAACUACGUCGCCAAUGUUAGCCUCCACAGAAGCAGAAGCAUCCUGGGGAAGAUGUUCCAUUGUGUUGGCCAAGCUAUGAUGCUUCAUGAUGUGGAUGCUGAGAUUGAGAAUAUCAAGAGAUCCAUUUCUGAGAUAUACAGCAACAGGGACAAGUAUGGCAUUGGAGAAGGUGAGUUCCAGUGUGGUGGAGAAGCUACCCCGGCUGCCACGGAGGCGCUCCGGAAGAGGAGGAGGGAUGUGGAGGAAGAAGAUGUGGUUGGAUUGGUUCAUGAGUCUGAUACUGUCAUUAAGAAACUAUUGAAGAGCGAUUCGCGGCUUCAAAUAGCUUCCAUAAUUGGUAUGGGUGGUUUGGGAAAGACUACCCUUGCUAGGAAGAUCUACAAUAGUAAGAAGGUGAAGGAGAAGUAUCCAUUUUGUGCAUGGGGUUAUGUGUCUAAUGAGUAUAGAGCUAAAGAGCUAUUGUUGAGCCUUAUUCGGUGUUUGUCAACAUGGAAAUCUAAUGAAGAAAGUGAAGAGGAACUGAAGGAGCAUCUAAGAGAGUGCUUGAAUGGGAAGAAGUACUUAAUUGUGCUUGAUGAUAUUUGGAAAACAGAAGUGUGGGAUGAUGUAAAAGGAGCUUUUCCAGAUGACAAUAAUGGUAGCAGAAUCUUGAUAACCAGUCGAAUUGGAGAGGUAGCUGCUUAUAUGGGAACAAUGCCUCCUUACUUCCUUCCAUUUCUCACUGAAGAACAAAGCUGGGAACUUUUCUCCAACAAAGUGUUUAGAGGAGAAGAAGAUUGUCCACCUGAUCUAAAAGAUUUAGGCAUGUCAAUUGUUGAAAGCUGUAGUGGCUUACCUCUUGCUAUUGUGGUGCUAGCUGGGCAUGUUUCCAAGAAGGAAAAGUCUCUUAGAGAGUGGUCAAGAAUCAAAGAACAUGUCAAUUGGCUUCUUGUUCAUGACAACAACACUAUGGUGGUGAUGGACAUACUAAAACUUAGCUAUGACAGUUUGCCUCAAAAAUUGAAGUCUUGCUUUUUAUACUUUGCAAUCUAUCCUGAAGAUUAUGAGAUCCCUGCAAGAAACCUUAUCCAGUUAUGGGUAGCUGAAGGUUUUAUACAAAUUCCAGAAACUGGAACAUCAGAUACACUAGCACUGGAAGACAUUGCAGAGUAUUACUUAGAAGAGUUGGUUGAUCGUAGUCUGGUGCAAGUGGCAAGCAAGAGGAGCGGCGGGGGCGUGAAAACAUGUCGAAUUCAUGAUCUUCUUCGCGAUCUUUGCGUAUCUGAGAGCAAAGCAAGUAAAUUCAUAGAGAUACAUAGAGAGUUGGACAUCAACAAAUCCAACUCUAGAAAGAUGUCUUUCCACCACAGCACACAAUUCUCAUCCUCACCAAACAAAAACAACCACUUUCACACACAUUCCUUGUUCCUCUUUGGUGAAGAGCUUACCUGGGAUGAUGAAUCAAAAGGAUGUAAACAGUUCAGGAAAAGCUUCAAGUUGGCCCGUGUUCUACACCUCAACAAAGUGUUGUUGGAUUUGCCACCUAGUGGCUUGAAGCUGAUGAUCCAUCUAAGGUACUUGAAGAUAAAAACAGAUUCUAGAUCUGCUGAAAAUAUUUUAGAUUCUAUAUCCAACCUUAGGAAUCUAGAAACACUGCAUUUAAGUUGUGACUGGGUGGUCUCCAUCCCAAUCAAGAUAUGGAAGUUGAAGAGGUUGAGGCAUUUCAACUUGAGAAUCAAGGAGAUUUCUCAGAUGUCUAGAGUAACAAACAAUGAAAGAAUGUCCAACCUUCAAACUCUUUGUGAAGUACCUCUCUAUUCAGAAACUAUAUCAAUGCUUAACAACAAUGGAAGCUUCCCUAACUUAAAGAAGCUGGGUUUAUGUUUCUAUCCAAACUUCCAGCAAUCUUCUGCAGGUGCUGCCAAUCUUUCAUCACUUAGCAUGAACCACCUUAGCAAACUAUGCACACUCAAAAUAAGAGGUGAUCUCUUUAAUCCAUUCAGUGCAAAUGGAUUUAAGUCAACGUUUUUUCCAUCAAACAUUGAGAAGAUUACCUUGGUAGACUUCAAGGAAUUGGACUUUAAAGCUCUGGGGAAACUCCGGAAUCUGAGAAUUAUGAAACUGAGAAGAGGAUCAACAGGGGAUGGUAUUCAUUGUGUGGCCGGAGAGUUCCCGGCGCUUCAAAUGCUUCAGAUGAAGGAAGUGAAGGUUGAAAGGUGGAUACAAGAUGAAGGUGCAAUGCCAAGUCUUAGUCGUUUGAUCAUCAAAGGUGGUGCAGUGGAAGACCUUCCUCUACAACUUCAAUCCUUGGCUUCCAUUAAAUAGGAGCAUGCUAAGCAGUAACUCUUAAAAUUUUUCGAUAUUACAAUUUUAAUCGAGUUUAUCGAUUUUAUGAAAUUUAUACUAAGUUUGACGAUUUUA
Arachis stenosperma is the source of this 2857-nucleotide messenger RNA. Its product is annotated as disease resistance protein RPP13-like. Gene Ontology annotation, molecular function: ADP binding. The record is from RefSeq and is a predicted model, not a curated record. The transcript has a single exon. Bases 230 to 2761 code for a protein of 843 amino acids. Lineage: Eukaryota; Viridiplantae; Streptophyta; Magnoliopsida; Fabales; Fabaceae. Gene Ontology annotation, biological process: defense response to other organism.